UUCUAAACCACUUAUCUAUCCACCUUCGCCUCUCUUCUCGACCUCUUUCUCUUUCCCCUCAUCAAUUCCAUCAACAUCUCAAAUCAACCGGAAUUUCCCCAUCUCGCCUGCCAUCGGAUCGUCCCGUUGCAGGCUUUUGUAAGAACGCACGCUGAGAUUCCAGCGUGCUGUUGAGUGAGGUUGUUUCGUCGCGUUGCUGGCUUCGCCUGAUUCCCUUUCCUAUCUCUUGUGUUGUUUGGUCGCAGGCAGACAAACACAGUCAUUGCCCCACGAUAUCUACUUUCAUCCUUUUCUAUCAACUAUCCAUUGAAAUUUUCACCAUGAAGAGCGUCAUCCUCCUUUCUCUGGCCGCAUGUGCCGUCGCGGCGCCCACGGCCGGCGUCGAGACCAUCCACGACGGCGCUGCCCCGAUCCUGUCAUCUUCCAACGCCGAGGCAAUCCCCAACGCCUACAUCAUCAAGUUCAAGAAGCAUGUCGACCACAAGUCUGCUGCAGACCACCAGAUGUGGAUCCAGAAAGUCCACGGCGAGCGUGAGGAUGAGAGACUUGAGCUCCGCAAGAGGGGUCUCUUCGACUCUGUGAACGAUGCCUUCACUGGCCUCAAGCACACCUACAACGUCGGCAGCGGCUUCCUUGGCUAUGCCGGUCACUUCGAUGAGGAGACCAUUGAGAAGGUCCGGAGGCAUCCUGAUGUCGAGGCCAUUGAGCGCGACACCAUCGUUCACACCAUGAGAUACGAGGAGGUCAAGAAGGACGAGUGCAACCCUGACCUCGAGAAGGGUGCCCCUUGGGGUCUGUCGCGUGUCUCGCACCGCGAGUCGCUCUCCUUCUCGACUUACAACAAGUACCUCUACUCGGCCGAGGGUGGUGAGGGUGUUGAUGCUUACGUUAUUGACACUGGCACCAACAUCGACCACGUUGACUUCGAGGGCCGCGCACACUGGGGCAAGACCAUCCCUGCCAACGACCAAGACAUCGACGGCAACGGUCACGGUACUCACUGCUCUGGCACUGUCGCCGGCAAGAAGUACGGUGUCGCCAAGAAGGCUCAGGUCUACGCCGUCAAGGUCCUCAAGUCCAACGGCUCUGGCACCAUGUCCGACGUCAUUGCCGGAGUCGACUUUGCCGCCAAGAGCCACAAGGCUCAGGUCAGCGCCGCCAAGGAUGGCAAGCGCAAGGGCUUCAAGGGCUCCGUUGCCAACAUGUCUCUCGGUGGUGGCAAGACCACGCUGCUUGAUGCUGCUGUCAACGCUGCCGUCGAUGCUGGUAUCCACUUCGCCGUCGCUGCCGGAAACGACAACGCCGACGCAUGCAACUAUUCUCCCGCCGCUGCCGCCAAGGCCGUUACUGUUGGUGCUUCGGCUCUUGAUGACAGCCGUGCCUACUUCUCCAACUGGGGCAAGUGCACUGACAUCUUCGCCCCUGGCCUAAACAUCCAGUCCACCUGGAUCGGCAGCAAGACCGCCAUCAACACCAUCUCUGGCACAUCGAUGGCUUCCCCCCACAUUGCUGGUCUCCUGGCCUACUACCUGUCCCUCCAGCCCGCUUCUGACUCGGAGUACUCCCUUGCCACCAUCACCCCUGAGAAGCUCAAGGCUGAUCUCAUCAAGGUUGGCACCGUCGGUAUUCUUACCGAUAUCCCCAAGGACACUCCCAACGUGCUUGCCUGGAACGGCGGCGGUUGCAGCAACUACUUUGAGAUCGUCAGCAAGGGCGGCUACAAGGCCAAGGCCCAGGCUGACAAGUCCAGCUCUCUCCUGGACUCCGUCACAGAGCUUGAGAAGGCUAUCGAGCAUGACUUUCGCGUCAUCUCGGGCAAGGUCGUGAAGGAGGCUUCCUCCAUGACAGGUCAGGCUGAGAAGCUGUCGGAGAAGAUCCACCAGGCUGUUGAUGAGGAGCUCAAGCACUUUUUCGGUGAGGCUCGCGUGUAAGAUGUCUACCGGGUUUGGAGCACCGCUCCUUUGUUUCAUAUGUAGUGCAUGUGUGAUUUGUUUCUUAAUACACCAAAGAUGGCUUGUUUGAAUCAUUGCCUCAUCAAGAUUUCCUUUGUCAUUUUCUCACAGCAGUGGUUGAAUGGGAGGAUACACGAUGCAAGAUAUUGAUGAUUAGAACCUAGGUUACUCUUGCUCUUCAUUUGAAUAUACAACAUUGCUUCGUUAGGAA
Molecule: messenger RNA, 2163 nt
Organism: Pyricularia oryzae 70-15
Lineage: Eukaryota; Fungi; Ascomycota; Sordariomycetes; Magnaporthales; Pyriculariaceae
Product: subtilisin-like proteinase Spm1
Exons: 2
Coding region: 321-1931 (536 amino acids)
Biological process (GO): proteolysis
Molecular function (GO): serine-type endopeptidase activity
Source: RefSeq, a predicted model, not a curated record